AUGGGUCUAUUUGGCGGCAAGCCAGCGAGCUGUACCGUGUGCGGCAAGGAGCUCAAGCACAAGAGCAAGCCCAAGCGGGAGUGGAACAUCAAGGGGCCGCUGUGCGGCGACUGCUACAUGGACAAGGCAGAGGAGUUCUACGAGGGAAAGGUCAGGCAGCCCUGCAAGUCCUGCGGAACGGUAAGGAAGAUAACCGAUCUGUGGGAGCCCCGGUGGCAGUGGGACAUGGACGGCUUGCUGUGCAAGGAGUGCUUUGACAAAAAGGAGGCGGGCCACAACACCAAGCGAAACUACUGCAGCCUCUGCAACGCCAAGAUAGGGUUCAUAAGGUACAACCCAAAGCCGAAGUGGAAGAUAGAUGGCCAGAUGUGCCGAACCUGCUGGGACGAGCACAAGGCAAGAAUGGGAUAGGCGCUACUCUGUGUUGGGUCUGGCAUGCCGCAUCUAGACGGCUUCGAUCUCUUUGUCUAUGCCCGGCCUCACCUUGGUG
Messenger RNA from Geodia barretti, 490 nucleotides. The record is from the annotation of a GenBank genome assembly. NCBI's taxonomy places the organism in Eukaryota, Metazoa, Porifera, Demospongiae, Tetractinellida, Geodiidae.